AUGCGUCGUCCGCGGCGCGGCGCCGGCUUGUGGCGGUGGGCGAGAACCGCGCGCCCCGCGGCCGAAUGCUGCAAGAUCAAGGCGCUGCGCGCAAAGACCAACACGUACAUAAAGACGCCGGUGCGCGGCGAGGAGCCCGUGUUCGUGGUGACGGGGCGCAAGGAGGACGUGGCGCGCGCCAAGAGGGAGAUCCUCUCGGCCGCGGAGCACUUCUCGCAGAUCAGGGCGUCGCGCAAGUGCGGCGCGGCGCCGCCGCCGCCCGCGGGCGCGCCCGGCCACGUGACGGCGCAGGUGCGCGUGCCGUACCGCGUGGUGGGCCUCGUGGUGGGGCCCAAGGGCGCCACCAUCAAGCGCAUCCAGCACACCACGCACACGUACAUAGUGACGCCGUCGCGCGAGCGCGAGCCCGUGUUCGAGGUGACCGGGCUGCCGGAGAGCGUGGAGGCGGCGCGCAAAGAGAUCGAGGCGCACAUCGCGCUGCGCACGGGCGCCGCGGCGCAGGGCGGGGCGGGCGCGGCGGGCGCCACGGGCGGCGAGGGCGAGCCGCUGGCGCAGCUGUACCGCGCCGCCGGGCUGGCGUCGCUGCUGCGGCCCGAGCCCGAGGCGGCCUUCUCGUCGGCCGGCUCGUGCUCGUCGGGCGGCUCGUCGGGCCGGCUCGGCGACCUGCUCGGCAUCUGGUCGUCGACGGAGCGCGACGAGGGGCUCGGCGAGUCGCCGUCGUUCGAGUCGCCGGGCGCGGGCGGCGUGUGGGCGUGGGGCCCGCCGCGGCCCUCGCCGGCCGCGUCGCCGGCGCGCGCCUGCGCCGUGUGCACGGAGCGCGGCGUGGCGGCGGCGCUGGUGCCGUGCGGCCACAACCUCUUCUGCCUCGAGUGCGCGCAGCGGCUGGCCUCGGCGGCGGCGCCGUGCCCCGCCUGCGCCGCGCCCGCCCACCAGGCCAUCCGCAUCCUCUCG
Molecule: messenger RNA, 951 nt
Organism: Iphiclides podalirius (scarce swallowtail)
Lineage: Eukaryota; Metazoa; Arthropoda; Insecta; Lepidoptera; Papilionidae
Source: the annotation of a GenBank genome assembly